Molecule: messenger RNA, 2046 nt
Organism: Suncus etruscus (white-toothed pygmy shrew)
Lineage: Eukaryota; Metazoa; Chordata; Mammalia; Eulipotyphla; Soricidae
Gene: GNS
Product: glucosamine (N-acetyl)-6-sulfatase
Exons: 14
Coding region: 25-1644 (539 amino acids)
Biological process (GO): glycosaminoglycan metabolic process
Molecular function (GO): glycosaminoglycan binding; N-acetylglucosamine-6-sulfatase activity
Source: RefSeq, a predicted model, not a curated record
CUGCAGCCGCCCUGCUCGCCCGCCAUGCGCCGCCCGCCUCGAGCCGGGGGGGCCCGGCUGCUGCUGCUGCUGCUUCUGGGGCUGCUGCUGGGGGUCCCCGGGGGCGCGGCCGGCGCGCGGAGGCCCAACGUGGUGCUGCUGCUCACCGACGACCAGGACCAGGAGCUGGGCGGCAUGACUCCUCUAAAGAAAACAAAGGCUCUCAUUGGAGAGAAGGGAAUGACGUUCUCCAAUGCUUACGUGCCAAGUGCUCUCUGCUGUCCCAGCCGCGCCAGUGUCCUGACAGGGAAAUACCCGCACAACCAUCACGUGGUUAACAACACUUUAGAGGGAAACUGCAGUAGCACAUCUUGGCAGAAGAUCCAAGAGCCACAUACUUUCCCCUCAAUACUCAGAUCGAUGUGUGGCUACCAAACAUUUUUUGCGGGGAAAUAUUUAAAUGAGUAUGGAGCCCCAGAUGCAGGUGGACUAGAACACAUUCCUCUAGGCUGGAGUUACUGGUAUGCCUUGGAAAAGAAUUCAAAAUAUUAUAAUUAUACCCUCUCCAUCAAUGGUAAAGCACGGAGGCAUGGUGAGAACUACAGUGUGGACUACCUGACAGAUGUUCUGGCUAAUCUCUCCUUGGACUUCCUGAACUACAAGAGCAAUUAUGAGCCGUUCUUCAUGAUGAUCUCCACUCCGGCACCUCAUUCCCCAUGGGUAGCUGCACCUCAGUACCAGAAGGCUUUCCAGAACGUCUCUGCACCACGAAGCAAGAACUUCAACAUCCAUGGAACGAACAAGCAUUGGUUAAUUAGGCAAGCGAAGACUCCAAUGACAAAUUCUUCAAUACAGUUUUUAGAUAACGCGUUUAGGAAAAGGUGGCAAACCCUUCUCUCAGUAGAUGAUCUUGUUGAGAAACUGAUUAGGAGAUUAGAGUACACUGGAGAACUUGAUAACACUUACAUCUUCUAUACCUCAGACAAUGGCUUUCACACAGGUCAGUUUUCUUUGCCUAUAGACAAAAGACAGCUGUAUGAAUUUGAUAUCAAAGUUCCACUGUUGGUUAGAGGACCUGGGAUUAAACCCAAUCAGACAAGCAAGAUGCUCGUUGCCAACAUUGACUUGGGCCCCACUAUUUUGGACAUUGCUGGCUAUGAUCCGAAUAAGACACAGAUGGAUGGGAUGUCUUUGUUGCCCAUUUUGAGAGGUGCCAGUAAUCUGACUUGGCGAUCAGACGUCCUGGUUGAGUAUCAAGGAGAAGGCCGUGAUGUCGCUGACCCAACAUGCCCCUCGUUGAGUCCUGGAGUAUCACAAUGUUUCCCUGACUGUGUGUGUGAAGAUGCUUACAACAACACCUAUGCAUGUGUGAGGACCAUGUCAUCGCAUUGGAACCUGCAGUAUUGCGAGUUUGAUGACCAGGAGGUGUUUGUUGAAGUCUACAACCUGACAGCAGACCCAGAACAAAUCACAAAUAUUGCCAAAAGCAUAGACCCAGAGCUUUUAGGAAAGAUGAACUAUCGGUUGAUGAUGCUGCAGUCCUGUUCUGGACCCACCUGCCGCACGCCAGGGGUUUUUGACCCUGGAUACAGGUUUGACCCUCGCCUCAUGUUCAGCAAUCAGGGCAGUAUCAGGACUCGAAGGUUUUCGAAGCAUCUUCUGUAGCAGUCUGAUCCCUGCACGCCUCUUGCUGGUGAAGUGAUUGUUAUAGGUGUCUGUAUCUAGUCUUCAAGACCACGCCUGAAGGAGUUUCGGGACUGGCUUUAAGUCCUGUCUGAAAGAGCAGCCCAAUCAGCUGACUUUCUUGUGCAGUGUGUUAAACUGUGAACUCUGCCCCUUUGGCAGGAGGGGCUGUCUCUUCACGACUGAACCUGACGCUCCCAGAUCUCUCUGGGAUCUCUCUGUUCUCACCUUCCUGUCCCAUGACCUCAGCCCCCAUAUUCCUCCUAUGGACAGAGUCUGAAUCUGUGAAGCCAUUCAGAUAAGUGGCAAUCCGUAGGGGUGUGGGCAGAGGGUGUUUCAGUUAUCCAGCUUGACCUGAACUCAAGGAGCCUGCAUUGCAUUUCA